Micromonas pusilla CCMP1545 is the source of this 1634-nucleotide messenger RNA. RefSeq lists its product as uncharacterized. Gene Ontology annotation, molecular function: protein binding. NCBI's taxonomy places the organism in Eukaryota, Viridiplantae, Chlorophyta, Mamiellophyceae, Mamiellales, Mamiellaceae. The record is from RefSeq and is a predicted model, not a curated record. The coding region runs from base 1 to 1557 and encodes 518 amino acids. The transcript has a single exon.
AUGGCGCUCGUCGUGGCCGGCUCGUACGAACGCUUCGUGUUCGGCUACCGCGUCGACGGCCUUCCCUCGUCGUCGUCGUCGUCGUCGUCCGCGCGCGAGAGCGGCGCCGCCGCCGCCGCCGUGAAUCACGCCUUCACCCUGGACGCGCAUCUCACGCAGUGCAAGUCCGUCGCCGCGCGCGGCGGGUUCAUCGCCUCCGGCGGCGCCGACGACCUCGUGCGCGUGUAUCAUCACAACCCGGACGGCGCGCUCGCGGACCUCGGGACGCUAGCCGGGCACGAGGGCACGGUGCAGUGCAUGGAGCUGCACGGCCCGUCGUCGUCGACGGAGCCGACGCGUCUCGUCACCGGCGGGCAGGACGGGACGAUCAUCGUGUGGUCCGUGAACGCGUGGGACGCGCUCAAGACGCUGAAAGCGCACCGCGGCGGCGUCCAAAACGUCAGCGUGCACAAGUCCGGCGCGGUCGCGCUGUCCUCGGGCGCGGACGGAUGCGUCGCGAUGUGGGACAUGAAGCGAGGACGCGUCGCGCACAAGACCAAGCUCAAGGUGAAGCCCGAGCUCCUGUCGUUCACCCCGAGCGGGACCAAGUACUACGCCUGCGCGCAGAGCAGAACGACGAUCACGAGCGCGGAGACCGGCGCGGUGUGCGGCGUCUUCGACGCGCCCUCGCGCGUCAUGUGCGCGACGAUGGCUGGCUCCGACGCGCUCGCGGUGCUCGGGUUGGAAGGCGGCGACGUCGUCGGGUACGACACGCGCGCGCCGCCGACGAAGCACGCGCUGCGGAUAACCAAGGCGCACCCGACGCGCGUGAAGGGCGUCGUCGUGCCGUACGACGACCACGACGCCGGGGUCGCGAUGGGCGGGCCCGCGGGGGGGGCGACGUCGCUGGUCACCGCGUCGUCGGAGGGCGUCGUGAGGUUGUGGGAUCUCCGCGUCGCCGGGAAGGGCGGCGGCGCCGCGAGCGCGCGCGAUAUCGACGAGCCCGUCGCGGAGGCGGAGGGCGGCGGGCGUUUCACGUGUUUGGCCGUCAUGCCGUGCGCGCUGCCGCGAGCGGUCGCGGACGUGUUGUCGGCGGAGCGAGACGCGCGCGCGUCGGACCCCGCGGAGAGGGCUGCGAGGAGAGGGGAGGAGAAGCAGCGGAAGCUCGAGAAGGCGCGCGCGAAGGCCGCGAUGCGACCGGCGCGACCGCCGCCGGUUAAGGCGAAGAGGCCGUCCGCCGCGGGAGAGACCGCCGACGGCGGCGACGACGACGAGCGCGAAGGGUUCGAGGUCGUCCCCGAGGGCGGCGGCGGCGGCGGCGACGGCGGCGGCGCGCCGCGCGUCGAGCCGCGACGGGAGCCGAAGAAACCGAAGAAGCGCGAGCGCGCCGAGGGCGAGCGAUUCGGCGGCGACGAGCUGCUCGUGACGCGGAAGCCGUCGCACAAGGUGAAGAAGUCGGGGGGCGGGGACGGGAAGUCGUACGAGGAGACCGCGACGGCGGCGCGGCGGAAGGGAAGCGGCGUGAAAAAGAAGGAGGCGAGCAGAGGGUUCGGCAAGCCGUCGAGCGCGCGUCGAUGAGCCAAGGUGUCUCGCCAAGGUGUCUCGCGUCAGUCUACGAACGCACGGUUCGCGAAUACAACGCUAAUGACGACCAU